This is a messenger RNA of Dentiscutata erythropus, 129 nucleotides long. The record is from the annotation of a GenBank genome assembly. NCBI's taxonomy places the organism in Eukaryota, Fungi, Glomeromycota, Glomeromycetes, Diversisporales, Gigasporaceae.
UUUCCUAGCUAUUUUACAGUAGUAGUGACUGCCCAAGAGUUAGGUAUGCACCGACUCUUUUUGGCUCCCUUCAAGUUUCCGUUACAUCACGAUAUUCACUAUUUGGUACAAACGCUAUUCCGUUGGUAG